Molecule: messenger RNA, 1817 nt
Organism: Gigantopelta aegis
Lineage: Eukaryota; Metazoa; Mollusca; Gastropoda; Neomphalida; Peltospiridae
Product: dimethylaniline monooxygenase [N-oxide-forming] 2-like
Exons: 6
Coding region: 1-1524 (507 amino acids)
Molecular function (GO): NADP binding; flavin adenine dinucleotide binding; N,N-dimethylaniline monooxygenase activity
Source: RefSeq, a predicted model, not a curated record
AUGGUAACUAACGGAUACAAAUGGGGAAUAUGGGACGCAGGCGACGACACAUACCCGCCGUCACCGCCAAAAUCGUAUCCGUCUCUGGUAACAAACAGCAGCAAGGUGAUGUCAUGCUUCAGUGAUUUCCCCUUCUCCAAGGAGACCACGCCCUUCAUGACCCCCAAAAUGAUGCACGACUACCUCGUCAGCUACGUUGACCACUUCAAACUCCAGAAAUACAUCCAAUUUAAGGCGGAAAUUCGCCAGGUCUCGAAGGCGCGAGAUUACGACGAGACCGGAAACUGGGAACUCGCUAUUGAUGACGGCAACGGAGGGAAACCUCGUGUGGAAGUUUUUAAUGCAGUCGUGAUUUGCUCGGGGUAUUUUCGGAAGGCUCGGUAUCCAGAUAUAGAAGGGGUUGGACGUUUCCAAGGAAAGAUCGAACAUGCUAUGGAUUUCCGAACAGGAGAAGUGUAUAAGGACAAGCAUGUGGUUGUUGUGGGCAAUUCGUUCUCUGCUGGGGACAUUUCGUCUGCUGCUGCAGUAUAUGCAAAUCAGGUACAUCUUAGUGUUGGACCGGGUUGUAUUGUUUACCGGAGAUUUGACAAGAAUGGCUGGCCGUGGGAUAUGCAGGUGAUUCGGCGAGUUUACAGUUGGUCGUGGACGUUCGGACUUCUUCGGAAAGUAGUACGCGACAUAACGAAUCUGUCUGUGAAUCACGACGAAGUUGGCAUUCACUCUGAGAAAGAGUUUCCGGAUUGCUCCUUCAUGCUUAGUGAUGACAUUGGUAACAUGAUCAUGACGGGCAAGGUGAAGGUCGUGGGAAGAGUCGUCAAGAUGGCGGAGAGAAGUGUUCACAUCGAUGACGGGACGGUGGUGGAUGACGUAGACGUCGUGGUGUUUGCUACUGGAUACGAUCGACAUCUUCCUUUCCUCGACAACAGAUUGGUCGAUUCGGCUCAGGCUAUACAGGAACAGAAAAAUGAAUGGUACAAGUCGAUAUUUCCUUUAUAUCUACGACAUCCCACUUUGGCAAUGGUCGGCAUGGUAACUGGAGACGGAUCUGACCUUCCUAUCUAUGAGUUGCAGUCUCGACUUGCCGCCAGGGUGCUCUGUAGUAAACUCAAACUUCCGGCGAAGAACACCAUGCGCAAAGACAUAGACCGGUGGAACUCAUACUUCAAGUCCAAGUUUUCUUACUACAAGCAACAGGUUCCGUAUCUUGCAUACAUUGACGAAUUAGCAGCCGAGUUGGGCGUUAAACCCUCCUUCUGGCGGUUGGUCUGGCGACACCCACGACUUGCGUACUUGAGCAUUUUUGGCCCCGCAUCCCCGGUACAGUACAGACUACUUGGACCCCACAGCAAUGCCGAGGCUGUCAGUCACUGCAGCGCCAUCUACGAGAACACGUUUUCUGGUGUCAGACACAGAAGAGUUCCACCACGAAAACCCGUGACCUUGUUACCCCUUCCCAUCAAUAUUCUGAUCCAUGCUCUUUUCGUAUUUGCUCUGUGUUAUGUUUGGCAGACAUAUUUCUCGUAGGUAUCAUUAUAUCAAAUGAUAUCCGGCAUGGUCAAAGGUCGGAGUGCACCUGACUUUUCAUAGGCUUACGGGGUCCCUAUUGUGUAGAGGUGGGGGGUGGGGGGGGGGGGGGGAGCAGGAGGAUUUUUGGCCCGAAUAAACGGAAAUGCCUGAAUUUGGACAACCAAUUCACAUUAGCAUUACUGUCAAAGAGCUAUGUAGGAUGCAAAUGAAUGAAUGAAUGUUUAACGACACUCCAGCACGAAAAAUACAUCGGCUAUUGGGUGUCAAACUAUGGUAAUGCAAACAAAUAA